AUGCAUGACAGGCUACUUAAGAAUUCCCACCACCUUCCGCGCUCCAACUUCGAACAAGACACACCACACACCUUGCAGCGCCUGCACAUCCUCGCACCGCACCGCAAGACCAAGAUGCAGUACCCUCACCUCCUCGACCUCCCGCUGGAGGUGUACGAGAACAUCUGCCGCCGCACCACCGCCCGCGGUCUGAGAAGCCUCCGUCAAUCCAGUCGCGAUCUCCACCAGAUGACCGAGGGCGUGUUCAUCGAACGCCACUUCAGUGCUAUGGAAGUCAAUCUGUCGCAGGAGAAACUCGAGUAUCUGGAUCGGGUGUCCCUGACCGCCAAGUACGCCGGCGAGGUUCGCGCCAUCAUCAUCGAGCCGAGGAGGUUGAAGGGAUACGAUAUACCAGUCAGCUCUGAGUGCUUGAAGAAGAUCGAGAACAGCUGGAACUUCAGCAACCAGGGUGGGGAUGUCACGAUGCUUGCCCGUAUCCUGCCGCGUCUGGCCAACCUCGAGCGUAUCCAGGUCGCCCAUUACCUCGACCCUCGUUACUUCGAGAACCACCGUCUGAGGCCUUUGCGUUGCGACACGACCGGCUAUGUCGUCCGUGAGAAGUCCACGGCUCUCUCAUACGCCUUCUCCGUCGUCGACCGUGCGAUGCAGAGAGCUGGUCCGACUGGCAUCAAGACCCUCCGUGCAGGUGCUCGCCCGAGCGCCGGACAGCGCAACUCAAUCGGCCAUCUCAGCCUCGAGCGGCCACUGCCCACACCUGUCUUCGCUACCCUCGAGCACAUCCACCUCGUCCUUGAGAUCACCCCUGGCACCUUUGGCGGCAGCGGCCAGACACUCCUCUCCGACUUCCUCGCUCAAGCUCCCAACCUCAAGUCCCUCCGCCUCGAGUUCUGGGGCUCCAGCGGCGAGUGGCUCUCCACCACCCUCAACAACCUCACCUUUCCUCAACUCGAAACCCUCCACCUUGAAGCCGCCCGAAACCUCCACGCCCCCCAACUCCGCGCCUUCCUCUCACGCCACGCCUCCGCCCUCCAAGCCCUCUCCGUCGUCAACCUCACCUUCGCCAACAACGACCUCCUCUCCACCUUCCCCCUCAUCUUCAAGAUCCCACACCUCCACCUCCACGCCAUCCGCCUCCAGCAGAUCGCCGCCCGACACAUCGGCCUCCUCCUCUUCGACGCCCAAGGCGUCAUCACCACCUGCGAAGCCUGCAAGCAAGACCUCGACGCGAACUGGCGCUUCGUGCCCGGUCCGCUGUGUCCACGCGGCAAUUUCGAGGUCACCGAGGGCGAGCUGGAGGCUGCUCGGAAGCUGCAGGAAGCGUUGGGCCAGAUGACGGUCUUGCCGUGGUCUGUGCUUUGA
This is a messenger RNA of Zasmidium cellare ATCC 36951, 1359 nucleotides long. RefSeq lists its product as uncharacterized. The transcript is spliced from 2 exons. Lineage: Eukaryota; Fungi; Ascomycota; Dothideomycetes; Mycosphaerellales; Mycosphaerellaceae. The record is from RefSeq and is a predicted model, not a curated record. The coding region runs from base 1 to 1359 and encodes 452 amino acids.